Molecule: messenger RNA, 19208 nt
Organism: Hippoglossus stenolepis (Pacific halibut)
Lineage: Eukaryota; Metazoa; Chordata; Actinopteri; Pleuronectiformes; Pleuronectidae
Gene: eppk1
Product: epiplakin 1
Biological process (GO): intermediate filament bundle assembly; wound healing
Cellular component (GO): keratin filament; cytoplasm; cell junction
Molecular function (GO): keratin filament binding; structural molecule activity
Source: RefSeq, a predicted model, not a curated record
CACUUCCAGACCACACUCACUGCAGCCGAGUCAGACUGCGACCCCCCCCCCCCGUGCCGAGCUGGGACUCCAGCACACUCAGGACGACAUUUCAAAGUCUCAGCCUCUGACAAUAAAGAGUUCCUUUGGUCUUCAUCCUGGAUUUUGGAGAAACCUUCCAGCGAUCAGAGGCAACCCAGAAGGUUCAAGAUGGAAAAUCAAGACAUGAAGCAGAAUGGCCACACAGAAGUCCACAGUCCUGUGGCUGGUAUAUUUCUGGAGAAGACAAAGGAGAAAAUUACCAUAUAUCAAGCCAUGAAAAAGCGUCUGCUUAAACCAGGGACAGCGUUGGCCCUGCUGGAAGCACAAGCUGCCACCGUGGGCAUCAUAGACCCGAUAACCAACAGAAUACUUCCUGUUGCAGAUGCUGUUAAAGAGGGAAUAGUUGGGCCAGAGCUGAAAGAGAAACUCCUCACAGCAGAGAAAGCAAUCAGUGGCUAUGUAGACCCCUAUACCAACCAAAUUAUAUCUGUAUUCCAAGCUAUGCAAAAAGAUUUGGUCCCAAGAGAUAACGGAUUACGGCUGCUGGAGGCACAGAUAGCCACACAAGGCCUGAUUGAUCCCAUUGAGAAAACAAGUCUCUCAGUUGAAUCUGCAAUUCAAAGAGGCUACUAUGAGAAAGGUUUGCUCAAUGACCAGAUGUCAGAGCUCAAAGUUUUCUACAAUCCAAGUUCACAAGAAACUGUCAGUUACCAGAACCUUGUGGAGAAAUGCACGGUGGAGCCCGACACAGGCCUGUUGCUCCUCCCGGUCUGCAUCACAUUCAAAGGUCUACGACGAGGCAUUUCCUCCACUGAGCUCUUUGAAUCAAAGAUCAUUGACCAAGAAACGUUCGAUGACCUGCGACAGGGAAAGACCACAACACAGGAUGUGCUGUUGAUGGAAACGGUGAAAGAAUACCUGGAGGGCAAAGGCAGCAUUGCAGGAAUUGCUUUGCUCUCGUCCAAUCAGAGAAUGAGCAUUUAUCAGGCCAUGAAACAAAGAAUCCUGAUGCCAGGGACAGCACUGGUUCUACUGGAGGCACAAGCUGCAACUGGGUUCAUGAUCGACCCAGUAGAAAAUAAAAAGUUCACCGUGGAUGAAGCCGUCAAGAUCAAACUCUUUGGCCCAGAAUAUCAUGCAAAACUGCGUUCUGCUGAGAGAGCCGUCACUGGAUACAAAGAUCCAUACACAGGUGAGACCAUCUCUCUGUUCCAAGCACUGUCAAAAGACCUCAUUGUUCGGGAGCAUGGGAUUCGUCUACUUGAGGCGCAGAUUGCAACAGGUGGAAUAAUAGACCCCAUCAACAGCCACAGACUUCCCACAGACGUGGCCUUCAAGAGAGGUUAUUUCAACGAAGAGAUGAAUUCCGUACUCGAGGAUUCGGGGGAUGAUACCAGAGGGUUUUUUGACCCAAACACGGAAGAUAAUCUUUCCUACCUUCAGCUGAUGGAACGAUGCGUCAUUGAUCCUGUCACUGGACUGUGCCUCCUCCCGCUCGUUGAGAAGUCAGACAGGCUGAAUUAUCACUUCAUUGAUUACAAAACUAAAAUGACCUUGAAAGAAAUGAAGGUGAAAGUGACAUGUGGGAAGUACAUGGGAAUGACAGUGUCUCUGUGGGAACUGCUGAUGUCCGAGUACUUUGAUGAACAGCAGAGGACCAGCAUCUGUCAGAAGUACAGAGAGGGGAAGCUCAAUAUCCAGACGAUCAUUACAACAGUUCUGGAAGUGAUAGAGAAGUCUGUGAGAACAACUAAAGUCGUCUUUGAAGGCAUCAGAGAGUCAGUCACAGCCAAACAGCUCCUGGAGGCAGAAAUCAUAAGUGAAGAGGUCAUGGAGGAUCUGAAAAAGGGAAGAAAGUCAGUGAAAGACAUGAUGGAAGAUGAAAACCUAAAUAUGUACCUACAGGGGAAAGACAGUAUUGCAGGCAUUCUUCUUCCGAAUUCUCAGGUCAUGACCAUCUACCAAGCCAGAAGGAAAGGAAAGCUGAUGCCAGGAACUGCUCUGAUUCUGCUGGAGGCCCAGGCAGCAACAGGGUUUGUUAUUGACCCAAUUGGAAACAGAAAAUUUUCAGUGGAUGAUGCUGUCAAGGCGAAGAUUGUGGGGCCUGAUAUAUGUCAAAAGCUGCUGUCAGCAGAGAGAGCAGUCACUGGGUACAAAGAUCCGUAUACUGGAAAAAUAAUCUCUUUGUUCCAAGCAAUGCAAAAAGAUCUCAUCGUAAGAGACCAUGGAAUUCGGCUCCUGGAAGCCCAGAUUGCCACCGGUGGGAUCAUAGACCCAGUGAACAGCCAUCGCAUUCCUGUCCACGUGGCCUACAAGAGGGGGUACUUCAAUGAGGAAAUGAAUGAGGUCCUUAGUGAUCCAAGUGAUGACACCAAAGGAUUUUUUGACCCCAAUACCCACGAGAACCUGACCUACUUGCAGCUCAUAGCCAGAUGUGUCACAGAUCCCAGUACAGGUCUGUGUCUCUUGCCACUCAAAGGCAAAAGUAACAAAAUCAGCAUUGACGAUAAUCUUCGAGAAACAUUCAAAACAGCAGUUACUGUUCAGUACGGCAGGUUCAAGGGAAAGCACACGACACUGUGGGAUCUGAUCAAUUCUGAGUAUCUGUCUGAGGACAAACGGCAGGAGUUCUUCAAGCUCUUCAAGUCAAGGAAAAUCACAAUCGAGCAACUUACUGUGACCAUUUUGGAGAUUAUUGAAAAUAAGGAGAUCAAAAAGCAAGCAGGGCUGAACUUUCAAAGUCUCAGAGGAGAGGUGUCUGUGGUGGAUCUUUUGGAGCUUGAAAUUGUGAACGAACAAACAUACAACAGCUUGCUCCAUGGACAGCUGACAAGCACAGAUGUGAUGGAAAUGGACAGCGUGAGAGAGUACCUGCAAGGGAAAAGCUGUGUAGCUGGGGUGAUACUGCAACCCUCCAACAAGAAGUUAAGUAUCCAUGAGGCACAGAGACUCGGUGUCCUCACACCUGGCACUGCCCUUUGCCUCCUUGAAGCGCAAGCAGCCACAGGGUUCAUUGUUGAUCCGCAGAAAAACCAAAAACUUACAGUGGCACAAGCUCUCAAAGGAAAGGUCAUUGGGCCACACGUGUAUGAAAAGCUUUUGUCUGCAGAGAGGGCAGUCACCGGUUACACGGAUCCAUACACUGGUCAAAAGAUCUCACUUUUCCAAGCUUUGCAAAAGGAUUUAAUUAUCAAGCAGCAUGGCAUCCGUUUACUUGAGGCCCAGAUUGCUACAGGUGGAGUCAUUGAUCCCUUGAAGUGUCUACAUCUCCCGCUGGAGGUUGCAUACAGAAAAGGAUAUUUUGAUGCAGAACUUAAUCAAACCCUGACGGAUCCGACUGAUGACACGAAAGGCUUUUUUCACCCGCAGACACAAGAAAACCUGACUUACAUGGAGAUGCUGGGCAGAUGCCUUAAAGAUGAGGAAACAGGACUGUUUCUAUUGACGCUGAGUGACAAACCAAAAGCUACAGGAACAAAGACAAAAAUGUUUACUGACGCGGAGAUAAAGCAAGAAUUUGAAAAGACAGCCGUGAAAAUAUCGGCAGAACGCUACGCAGGGAAAUCAGUUUCUCUAUGGGACCUGAUUCACUCUCGGUACUUCACUGAGGAGCAGCGGCUUGAAUUCAUUGAAAAAUACAGAUCAAAGAAGAUUACCACACAAACCAUAAUCACAGUCGUGGUUUCCACCAUUGAAAAACUGGAGAAGAGUGAAACUCCCAAGAUGGUAAUGGGCCUCAGAAAGCAUGUCUCCGCACAACAGCUUCUGAAUUCAGAAAUCAUUGAUGCAGCUACAUUCAAACAAGUGCAAGAGAGAGAAGUUGCUUUUGAGGCAGUGACCCAAUGUAAAUCUGUGAGCGGAUACCUCAAGGGAACCGGGUGCAUUGCCGGAAUCAAGGUCCUUCCCUCCCAGAAAGUAAUGAGCAUAUAUGAAGCAAAAACAAAGGAUCUCCUGACACCUGGUAUUGCACUUCUUCUGCUUGAAGCGCAGGCUGCCACAGGAUGGAUGAUUGAUCCGAUCAAAAACAAGUUCUAUUCUGUGGAUGAGGCAGCAAGAGAGAGAGUAAUUGGACUGGAUGUACACGAGCACCUUCUGUCAGCUGAGCGAGCUGUCACCGGCUAUAAAGAUCCGUACACAGAUGCAACGAUAUCACUGUUUGAAGCCGUGAACGAACAGCUGAUUCAAAGAAAUGAUGGCAUUCGUCUUCUUGAGGCACAGAUAGCGACUGGAGGAAUCAUUGACCCAAAUCUAAGUCACAGGCUUCCUGUUCACGUUGCUAUUAAAAGGGGAUAUCUUGAUGAAAAGAUCAGCAACAUUCUAUUGAACCCCACUGAUGAUGCAAAGGGAUUCUUUGACCUAAAUACGAAAGAAAACGUCUCUUACCGUCAGCUGAUAAGUCGAUGUGAGGCGGAUCCAGCAAGUGGGCUACUUCUCCUACCCCUGUCUGAAGAGAAAUCCCUGGAAUUCCACACAGAUGAACAAAUUGAGCUCACGUUGAAAAACACAACUAUUACCAUGAAUGCAGGAAAGUACAGCAACAAAGAGGUGACAUUGUGGGAAGUGUUGGUCUCUGAAUACAUAUCGGAACAAAAGAGGAAGCAGCUGAUACAACAAUUCAAGACGGGAGCCCUGAAAAUAGAGGACAUCACUGAGAUACUCACAGUUAUCAUUACAGAGGUAUCGUCCAAAGAAAAGAAGUUCAAAGGACUAAGAAAGCAGGUCUCGGCCAGCGAGUUGUAUGAGUCCAAAAUAAUCUCAAAGGAGCUUUUCACUCAGAUUAUACAAGGGGAGGUAACAGAGGAGAAUGUCAGUAAAAUGGAAUCAAUUCAAAAAUACCUUGGAGCUACAAACUGUAUAGCAGGUGUCAGAGUUGAAUCUACAAAGAAAGUUAUAAGCAUUUACGAAGCAAAAACAAGAGGUUUGCUGCCCCCUGGCACGUCUCUGAUUCUGUUGGAAGCACAAGCAGCAACUGGUUUUGUCAUUGACCCAGUGAACAACAAGAAACUUUCAGUGGACCAAGCUGUAGCUCAAGCAGUGGUUGGCAGUGAGUGGAAAAAAAAACUGCUCUCAGCAGAGAGAGCCGUCACAGGAUACAAAGAUCCCUACACUGGAGACAUCAUCUCUUUGUUCCAGGCCUUGAAGAAAGAUCUCAUCGUGAAAGAUCAUGGAAUUCGUCUCAUUGAAGCACAAAUUGCCACAGGAGGCAUCAUUGACCCCGUCCACAGCCACAGAGUGCCUGUACAGGUGGCAUACCAAAGAGGUUACUUUGAUGAAGAAAUGAACCAGAUUCUGUCUGAUCCUGAUGAUGACACCAAGGGCUUCUUUGACCCCAACACCCAUGAGAACCUCACCUAUCUCCAGCUGAUGGAGAGAUGUGUCACCGAUACAAUAACAGGCCUGAACUUACUGGUCAUUGUGAAAAAAGGAGAGUUUUAUUUCUUUGUUGAUGAGACUACAAAGCUCAUGUUGAAAUCUACAACAACUACCAGAGCAGGAGGGAAAUACCAAGGAAAGACUGUGUCUCUGUGGGAUCUGCUUUUCUCCAAAUACAUCACUGAGGAGAGGAGGAGGGAGCUUGUGCAACAGUACAAGUCUGGAUCAAUCACAGUUGAACGCUUCAUGGAAAUGAUCCUGACCAUCAUCACACAACAGACAACAACAACAACAACCUCAUCUUCAACAACUGUCACAUGCCAACCUCCAGAAACCAAAGUGGACAGCAGCAGCACAUCAAAAACUACCAUGACCACGACCACAAUCACAGAGUCAAGUCAACUUCCACAGUUCCAUGGAAUCAGGAAGGAUGUCACUGCUAGUGAGCUGCUUGAAUCCAAAAUCAUCACUGAGGACCUCUACAAAAGUCUUAAGACUGGAACAGUCACAGUGACAGAAAUUACUGAAAUGGACUCAGUGCGUAAGUACCUCGAGGGAACCAACAGCAUCGCAGGAGUGUACCUGCAGUCCACCAAGGAGACACUGAGUAUCUAUGAAGCUAAACAACGAGCCCUACUGACCCCUGGAACUUCACUGGUUCUCCUGGAGGCCCAAGCUGCCACUGGUUUUGUUAUCGACCCAGUGAACAACAAGAAACUCUCAGUAGACGAAGCUGUAGACCAAAGAGUAGUUGGCAGUGAUUGGGCAAAAAAACUGCUCUCGGCAGAAAGAGCUGUAACAGGAUACAAAGAUCCCUACACUGGAGACAUCAUCUCUUUGUUCCAGGCCUUGAAGAAAGAUCUCAUCGUGAAAGAUCAUGGAAUUCGUCUCCUUGAAGCACAAAUUGCCACAGGAGGCAUCAUUGACCCCGUCCACAGUCACAGAGUGCCUGUACAGGUGGCAUACCAAAGAGGUUACUUUGAUGAAGAAAUGAACCAGAUUCUGUCUGAUCCUGAUGAUGACACCAAGGGCUUCUUUGACCCCAACACCCAUGAGAACCUCACCUAUCUCCAGCUGGUGGAGAGAUGUGUCACUGAUCCUAUCACAGGUCUUAGUUUACUGGUCAUCGUGAAGAAAGGAGAGUUUUAUUUCUUUGUCGAUGAGACUACAAAGCUCAUGUUGAAAUCUACAACAACAACCAGAGCAGGAGGGAAAUACCAAGGAAAGACUGUGUCUCUGUGGGAUCUGCUUUUCUCCAAAUACAUCACUGAGGAGAGGAGGAGGGAGCUUGUGCAACAGUACAAGUCUGGAUCAAUCACAGUUGAACGCUUCAUGGAAAUGAUCCUGACCAUCAUCACACAACAGACAACAACAACAACAACCUCAUCUUCAACAACUGUCACGUGCCAACCUCCAGAAACCAAAGUGGACAGCAGCAGCACAUCAAAAACUACCAUGACCACGACCACAAUCACAGAGUCAAGUCAACUUCCACAGUUCCAUGGAAUCAGGAAGGAUGUCACUGCUAGUGAGCUGCUUGAAUCCAAAAUCAUCACUGAGGACCUCUACAAAAGUCUUAAGACUGGAACAGUCACAGUGACAGAAAUUACUGAAAUGGACUCAGUGCGUAAGUACCUCGAGGGAACCAACAGCAUCGCAGGAGUGUACCUGCAGUCCACCAAGGAGACACUGAGUAUCUAUGAAGCUAAACAACGAGCCCUACUGACCCCUGGAACUUCACUGGUUCUCCUGGAGGCCCAAGCUGCCACUGGUUUUGUUAUCGACCCAGUGAACAACAAGAAACUCUCAGUAGACGAAGCUGUAGAACAAAGAGUAGUUGGCAAUGAGUGGGGAAAAACUGCUCUCGGCAGAAAGAGCCAGCCCAGGAACAAAGAUCCCUACACUGGAGACAUCAUCUCUUUGUUCCAGGCCUUGAAGAAAGAUCUCAUCGUGAAAGAUCAUGGAAUUCGUCUCCUUGAAGCACAAAUUGCCACAGGAGGCAUCAUUGACCCCGUCCACAGUCACAGAGUGCCUGUACAGGUGGCAUACCAAAGAGGUUACUUUGAUGAAGAAAUGAACCAGAUUCUGUCUGAUCCUGAUGAUGACACCAAGGGCUUCUUUGACCCCAACACCCAUGAGAACCUCACCUAUCUCCAGCUGGUGGAGAGAUGUGUCACCGAUCCCAUCACAGGCCUAAGUUUACUGGUCAUCGUGAAGAAAGGAGAGUUUUAUUUCUUUGUUGAUGAGACUACAAAGCUCAUGUUGAAAUCUACAACAACAACCAGAGCAGGAGGGAAAUACCAAGGAAAGACUGUGUCUCUGUGGGAUCUGCUUUUCUCCAAAUACAUCACUGAGGAGAGGAGGAGAGAGCUUGUGCAACAGUACAAGUCUGGAUCAAUCACAGUUGAACGCUUCAUGGAAAUGAUCCUGACCAUCAUCACACAACAGACAACAACAACAACAACCUCAUCUUCAACAACUGUCACGUGCCAACCUCCAGAAACCAAAGUGGACAGCAGCAGCACAUCAAAAACUACCAUGACCACGACCACAAUCACAGAGUCAAGUCAACUUCCACAGUUCCAUGGAAUCAGGAAGGAUGUCACUGCUAGUGAGCUGCUUGAAUCCAAAAUCAUCACUGAGGACCUCUACAAAAGUCUUAAGACUGGAACAGUCACAGUGACAGAAAUUACUGAAAUGGACUCAGUGCGUAAGUACCUCGAGGGAACCAACAGCAUCGCAGGAGUGUACCUGCAGUCCACCAAGGAGACACUGAGUAUCUAUGAAGCUAAACAACGAGCCCUACUGACCCCUGGAACUUCACUGGUUCUCCUGGAGGCCCAAGCUGCCACUGGUUUUGUUAUCGACCCAGUGAACAACAAGAAACUCUCAGUAGACGAAGCUGUAGACCAAAGAGUAGUUGGCAGUGAUUGGGCAAAAAAACUGCUCUCGGCAGAAAGAGCUGUAACAGGAUACAAAGAUCCCUACACUGGAGACAUCAUCUCUUUGUUCCAGGCCUUGAAGAAAGAUCUCAUCGUGAAAGAUCAUGGAAUUCGUCUCCUUGAAGCACAAAUUGCCACAGGAGGCAUCAUUGACCCCGUCCACAGUCACAGAGUGCCUGUACAGGUGGCAUACCAAAGAGGUUACUUUGAUGAAGAAAUGAACCAGAUUCUGUCUGAUCCUGAUGAUGACACCAAGGGCUUCUUUGACCCCAACACCCAUGAGAACCUCACCUAUCUCCAGCUGGUGGAGAGAUGUGUCACUGAUCCUAUCACAGGUCUUAGUUUACUGGUCAUCGUGAAGAAAGGAGAGUUUUAUUUCUUUGUCGAUGAGACUACAAAGCUCAUGUUGAAAUCUACAACAACAACCAGAGCAGGAGGGAAAUACCAAGGAAAGACUGUGUCUCUGUGGGAUCUGCUUUUCUCCAAAUACAUCACUGAGGAGAAGGAGCUUGUGCAACAGUACAAGUCUGGAUCAAUCACAGUUGAACGCUUCAUGGAAAUGAUCCUGACCAUCAUCACACAACAGACAACAACAACCUCAUCUUCAACAACUGUCACGUGCCAACCUCCAGAAACCAAAGUGGACAGCAGCAGCACAUCAAAAACUACCAUGACCACGACCACAAUCACAGAGUCAAGUCAACUUCCACAGUUCCAUGGAAUCAGGAAGGAUGUCACUGCUAGUGAGCUGCUUGAAUCCAAAAUCAUCACUGAGGACCUCUACAAAAGUCUUAAGACUGGAACAGUCACAGUGACAGAAAUUACUGAAAUGGACUCAGUGCGUAAGUACCUCGAGGGAACCAACAGCAUCGCAGGAGUGUACCUGCAGUCCACCAAGGAGACACUGAGUAUCUAUGAAGCUAAACAACGAGCCCUACUGACCCCUUGAACUUCACUGGUUCUCCUGGAGGCCCAAGCUGCCACUGGUUUUGUUAUCGACCCAGUGAACAACAAGAAACUCUCAGUAGACGAAGCUGUAGAACAAAGAGUAGUUGGCAAUGAGUGGGGGAAAAAACUGCUCUCGGCAGAAAGAGCCGUCACAGGAUACAAAGAUCCCUACACUGGAGACAUCAUCUCUUUGUUCCAGGCCUUGAAGAAAGAUCUCAUCGUGAAAGAUCAUGGAAUUCGUCUCCUUGAAGCACAAAUUGCCACAGGAGGCAUCAGACCUGUCCACAGUCACAGAGUGCCUGUACAGGUGGCAUACCAAAGAGGUUACUUUGAUGAAGAAAUGAACCAGAUUCUGUCUGAUCCUGAUGAUGACACCAAGGGCUUCUUUGACCCCAACACCCAUGAGAACCUCACCUAUCUCCAGCUGGUGGAGAGAUGUGUCACCGAUCCCAUCACAGGCCUAAGUUUACUGGUCAUCGUGAAGAAAGGAGAGUUUUAUUUCUUUGUUGAUGAGACUACAAAGCUCAUGUUGAAAUCUACAACAACAACCAGAGCAGGAGGGAAAUACCAAGGAAAGACUGUGUCUCUGUGGGAUCUGCUUUUCUCCAAAUACAUCACUGAGGAGAGGAGGGAGGAGGAGCAACAGUACAAGUCUGGAUCAAUCACAGUUGAACGCUUCAUGGAAAUGAUCCUGACCAUCAUCACACAACAGACAACAACAACAACCUCAUCUUCAACAACUGUCACGUGCCAACCUCCAGAAACCAAAGUGGACAGCAGCAGCACAUCAAAAACUACCAUGACCACGACCACAAUCACAGAGUCAAGUCAACUUCCACAGUUCCAUGGAAUCAGGAAGGAUGUCACUGCUAGUGAGCUGCUUGAAUCCAAAAUCAUCACUGAGGACCUCUACAAAAGUCUUAAGACUGGAACAGUCACAGUGACAGAAAUUACUGAAAUGGACUCAGUGCGUAAGUACCUCGAGGGAACCAACAGCAUCGCAGGAGUGUACCUGCAGUCCACCAAGGAGACACUGAGUAUCUAUGAAGCUAAACAACGAGCCCUACUGACCCCUGGAACUUCACUGGUUCUCCUGGAGGCCCAAGCUGCCACUGGUUUUGUUAUCGACCCAGUGAACAACAAGAAACUCUCAGUAGACGAAGCUGUAGAACAAAGAGUAGUUGGCAAUGAGUGGGGGAAAAAACUGCUCUCGGCAGAAAGAGCCGUCACAGGAUACAAAGAUCCCUACACUGGAGACAUCAUCUCUUUGUUCCAGGCCUUGAAGAAAGAUCUCAUCGUGAAAGAUCAUGGAAUUCGUCUCCUUGAAGCACAAAUUGCCACAGGAGGCAUCAUUGACCCCGUCCACAGUCACAGAGUGCCUGUACAGGUGGCAUACCAAAGAGGUUACUUUGAUGAAGAAAUGAACCAGAUUCUGUCUGAUCCUGAUGAUGACACCAAGGGCUUCUUUGACCCCAACACCCAUGAGAACCUCACCUAUCUCCAGCUGGUGGAGAGAUGUGUCACCGAUCCCAUCACAGGCCUAAGUUUACUGGUCAUCGUGAAGAAAGGAGAGUUUUAUUUCUUUGUUGAUGAGACUACAAAGCUCAUGUUGAAAUCUACAACAACAACCAGAGCAGGAGGGAAAUACCAAGGAAAGACUGUGUCUCUGUGGGAUCUGCUUUUCUCCAAAUACAUCACUGAGGAGAGGAGGAGAGAGCUUGUGCAACAGUACAAGUCUGGAUCAAUCACAGUUGAACGCUUCAUGGAAAUGAUCCUGACCAUCAUCACACAACAGACAACAACAACCUCGUCUUCAACAACUGUCACGUGCCAACCUCCAGAAACCAAAGUGGACAGCAGCAGCACAUCAAAAACUACCAUGACCACGACCACAAUCACAGAGUCAAGUCAACUUCCACAGUUCCAUGGAAUCAGGAAGGAUGUCACUGCUAGUGAGCUGCUUGAAUCCAAAAUCAUCACUGAGGACCUCUACAAAAGUCUUAAGACUGGGACAGUCACAGUGACAGAAAUUACUGAAAUGGACUCAGUGCGUAAGUACCUCGAGGGAACCAACAGCAUCGCAGGAGUGUACCUGCAGUCCACCAAGGAGACACUGAGUAUCUAUGAAGCUAAACAACGAGCCCUACUGACCCCUGGAACUUCACUGGUUCUCCUGGAGGCCUAAGCUGCCACUGGUUUUGUUAUCGACCCAGUGAACAACAAGAAACUCUCAGUAGACGAAGCUGACCAAAGAGUAGUUGGCAGUGAAUGGAAAAAACUGCUCUCGGCAGAAAGAGCUGUAACAGGAUACAAAGAUCCCUACACUGGAGACAUCAUCUCUUUGUUCCAGGCCUUGAAGAAAGAUCUCAUCGUGAAAGAUCAUGGAAUUCGUCUCCUUGAAGCACAAAUUGCCACAGGAGGCAUCAUUGACCCCGUCCACAGUCACAGAGUGCCUGUACAGGUGGCAUACCAAAGAGGUUACUUUGAUGAAGAAAUGAACCAGAUUCUGUCUGAUCCUGAUGAUGACACCAAGGGCUUCUUUGACCCCAACACCCAUGAGAACCUCACCUAUCUCCAGCUGGUGGAGAGAUGUGUCACCGAUCCCAUCACAGGCCUAAGUUUACUGGUCAUCGUGAAGAAAGGAGAGUUUUAUUUCUUUGUUGAUGAGACUACAAAGCUCAUGUUGAAAUCUACAACAACAACCAGAGCAGGAGGGAAAUACCAAGGAAAGACUGUGUCUCUGUGGGAUCUGCUUUUCUCCAAAUACAUCACUGAGGAGAGGAGGAGGGAGCUUGUGCAACAGUACAAGUCUGGAUCAAUCACAGUUGAACGCUUCAUGGAAAUGAUCCUGACCAUCAUCACACAACAGACAACAACAACCCUCAUCUUCAACAACUGUCACUGCCAACCUCCAGAAACCAAAGUGGACAGCAGCAGCACAUCAAAAACUACCAUGACCACGACCACAAUCACAGAGUCAAGUCAACUUCCACAGUUCCAUGGAAUCAGGAAGGAUGUCACUGCUAGUGAGCUGCUUGAAUCCAAAAUCAUCACUGAGGACCUCUACAAAAGUCUUAAGACUGGAACAGUCACAGUGACAGAAAUUACUGAAAUGGACUCAGUGCGUAAGUACCUGGGAACCAACAGCAUCGCAGGAGUGUACCUGCAGUCCACCAAGGAGACACUGAGUAUCUAUGAAGCUAAACAACGAGCCCUACUGACCCCUGGAACUUCACUGGUUCUCCUGGGGGCCCAAGCUGCCACUGGUUUUGUUAACCCAGUGAACAACAAGAAACUCUCAGUAGACGAAGCUGUAGAACAAAGAGUAGUUGGCAAUGAGUGGGAAAAACUGCUCUCGGCAGAGGCUGUCACAGGAUACAAAGAUCCCUACACUGGAGACAUCAUCUCUUUGUUCCAGGCCUUGAAGAAAGAUCUCAUCGUGAAAGAUCAUGGAAUUCGUCUCCUUGAAGCACAAAUUGCCACAGGAGGCAUCAGACCUGUCCACAGUCACAGAGUGCCUGUACAGGUGGCAUACCAAAGAGGUUACUUUGAUGAAGAAAUGAACCAGAUUCUGUCUGAUCCUGAUGAUGACACCAAGGGCUUCUUUGACCCCAACACCCAUGAGAACCUCACCUAUCUCCAGCUGGUGGAGAGAUGUGUCACCGAUCCCAUCACAGGCCUAAGUUUACUGGUCAUCGUGAAGAAAGGAGAGUUUUAUUUCUUUGUUGAUGAGACUACAAAGCUCAUGUUGAAAUCUACAACAACAACCAGAGCAGGAGGGAAAUACCAAGGAAAGACUGUGUCUCUGUGGGAUCUGCUUUUCUCCAAAUACAUCACUGAGGAGAGGAGGAGAGAGCUUGUGCAACAGUACAAGUCUGGAUCAAUCACAGUUGAACGCUUCAUGGAAAUGAUCCUGACCAUCAUCACACAACAGACAACAACAACCUCGUCUUCAACAACUGUCACGUGCCAACCUCCAGAAACCAAAGUGGACAGCAGCAGCACAUCAAAAACUACCAUGACCACGACCACAAUCACAGAGUCAAGUCAACUUCCACAGUUCCAUGGAAUCAGGAAGGAUGUCACUGCUAGUGAGCUGCUUGAAUCCAAAAUCAUCACUGAGGACCUCUACAAAAGUCUUAAGACUGGAACAGUCACAGUGACAGAAAUUACUGAAAUGGACUCAGUGCGUAAGUACCUCGAGGGAACCAACAGCAUCGCAGGAGUGUACCUGCAGUCCACCAAGGAGACACUGAGUAUCUAUGAAGCUAAACAACGAGCCCUACUGACCCCUGGAACUUCACUGGUUCUCCUGGAGGCCCAAGCUGCCACUGGUUUUGUUAUCGACCCAGUGAACAACAAGAAACUCUCAGUAGACGAAGCUGUAGACCAAAGAGUAGUUGGCAAUGAGUGGGCAAAAAAACUGCUCUCGGCAGAAAGAGCUGUAACAGGAUACAAAGAUCCCUACACUGGAGACAUCAUCUCUUUGUUCCAGGCCUUGAAGAAAGAUCUCAUCGUGAAAGAUCAUGGAAUUCGUCUCCUUGAAGCACAAAUUGCCACAGGAGGCAUCAUUGACCCCGUCCACAGUCACAGAGUGCCUGUACAGGUGGCAUACCAAAGAGGUUACUUUGAUGAAGAAAUGAACCAGAUUCUGUCUGAUCCUGAUGAUGACACCAAGGGCUUCUUUGACCCCAACACCCAUGAGAACCUCACCUAUCUCCAGCUGGUGGAGAGAUGUGUCACUGAUCCUAUCACAGGUCUUAGUUUACUGGUCAUCGUGAAGAAAGGAGAGUUUUAUUUCUUUGUUGAUGAGACUACAAAGCUCAUGUUGAAAUCUACAACCACAACCAGAGCAGGAGGGAAAUACCAAGGAAAGACUGUGUCUCUGUGGGAUCUGCUUUUCUCCAAAUACAUCACUGAGGAGAGGAGGAGGGAGCUUGUGCAACAGUACAAGUCUGGAUCAAUCACAGUUGAACGCUUCAUGGAAAUGAUCCUGACCAUCAUCACACAACAGACAACAACAACAACCUCAUCUUCACAACUGUCAUGCCAACCUCCAGAAACCAAAGUGGACAGCAGCAGCACCAAAACUACCAUGACCACGACCACAAUCACAGAGUCAAGUCAACUUCCACAGUUCCAUGGAAUCAGGAAGGAUGUCACUGCUAGUGAGCUGCUUGAAUCCAAAAUCAUCACUGAGGACCUCUACAAAAGUCUUAAGACUGGAACAGUCACAGUGACAGAAAUUACUGAAAUGGACUCAGUGCGUAAGUACCUCGAGGGAACCAACAGCAUCGCAGGAGUGUACCUGCAGUCCACCAAGGAGACACUGAGUAUCUAUGAAGCUAAACAACGAGCCCUACUGACCCUGGAACUUCACUGGUUCUCCUGGGCCCAAGCUGCCACUGGUUUUGUUAUCGACCCAGUGAACAACAAGAAACUCUCAGUAGACGAAGCUGUAGACCAAAGAGUAGUUGGCAAUGAUGGGCAAAAACUGCUCUCGGCAGAAAGAGCCGUAACAGGAUACAAAGAUCCCUACACUGGAGACAUCAUCUCUUUGUUCCAGGCCUUGAAGAAAGAUCUCAUCGUGAAAGAUCAUGGAAUUCGUCUCCUUGAAGCACAAAUUGCCACAGGAGGCAUCAUUGACCCCGUCCACAGUCACAGAGUGCCUGUACAGGUGGCAUACCAAAGAGGUUACUUUGAUGAAGAAAUGAACCAGAUUCUGUCUGAUCCUGAUGAUGACACCAAGGGCUUCUUUGACCCCAACACCCAUGAGAACCUCACCUAUCUCCAGCUGGUGGAGAGAUGUGUCACUGAUCCUAUCACAGGUCUUAGUUUACUGGUCAUCGUGAAGAAAGGAGAGUUUUAUUUCUUUGUUGAUGAGACUACAAAGCUCAUGUUGAAAUCUACAACCACAACCAGAGCAGGAGGGAAAUACCAAGGAAAGACUGUGUCUCUGUGGGAUCUGCUUUUCUCCAAAUACAUCACUGAGGAGAGGAGGAGGGAGCUUGUGCAACAGUACAAGUCUGGAUCAAUCACAGUUGAACGCUUCAUGGAAAUGAUCCUGACCAUCAUCACACAACAGACAACAACAACAACAACCUCAUCUUCAACAACUGUCACAUGCCAACCUCCAGAAACCAAAGUGGACAGCAGCAGCACAUCAAAAACUACCAUGACCACGACCACAAUCACAGAGUCAAGUCAACUUCCACAGUUCCAUGGAAUCAGGAAGGAUGUCACUGCUAGUGAGCUGCUUGAAUCCAAAAUCAUCACUGAGGACCUCUACAAAAGUCUUAAGACUGGAACAGUCACAGUGACAGAAAUUACUGAAAUGGACUCAGUGCGUAAGUACCUCGAGGGAACCAACAGCAUCGCAGGAGUGUACCUGCAGUCCACCAAGGAGACACUGAGUAUCUAUGAAGCUAAACAACGAGCCCUACUGACCCCUGGAACUUCACUGGUUCUCCUGGAGGCCCAAGCUGCCACUGGUUUUGUUAUCGACCCAGUGAACAACAAGAAACUCUCAGUAGACGAAGCUGUAGAACAAAGAGUAGUUGGCAAUGAGUGGGCAAAAAAACUGCUCUCGGCAGAAAGAGCCGUAACAGGAUACAAAGAUCCCUACACUGGAGACAUCAUCUCUUUGUUCCAGGCCUUGAAGAAAGAUCUCAUUGUGAAAGAUCAUGGAAUUCGUCUCCUUGAAGCACAAAUUGCCACAGGAGGCAUCAUUGACCCCGUCCACAGUCACAGAGUGCCUGUACAGGUGGCAUACCAAAGAGGUUACUUUGAUGAAGAAAUGAACCAGAUUCUGUCUGAUCCUGAUGAUGACACCAAGGGCUUCUUUGACCCCAACACCCAUGAGAACCUCACCUAUCUCCAGCUGGUGGAGAGGUGUGUCACUGAUCCCAUCACAGGCCUAAGUUUACUGGUCAUCGUGAAGAAAGGAGAGUUUUAUUUCUUUGUUGAUGAGGCUACAAAGCUCAUUCUGAAAUCUACAACAACAACCAGAGCAGGAGGGAAAUACCAAGGAAAGACUGUGUCUCUGUGGGAUCUGCUUUUCUCCAAAUACAUCACUGAGGAGAGGAGGAGAGAGCUUGUGCAACAAUACAAGUCUGGAUCAAUCACAGUUGAACGCUUCAUGGAAAUGAUCCUGACCAUCAUCACACAACAGACAACAACAACAACCUCAUCUUCAACAACUGUCACAUGCCAACCUCCAGAAACCAAAGUGGACAGCAGCAGCACAUCAAAAACUACCAUGACCACGACCACAAUCACAGAGUCAAGUCAACUUCCACAGUUCCAUGGAAUCCGGAAGGAUGUCACUGCUAGUGAGCUGCUUGAAUCCAAAAUCAUCACUGAGGACCUCUACAAAAGUCUUAAGACUGGAACAGUCACAGUGACAGAAAUUACUGAAAUGGACUCAGUGCGUAAGUACCUCGAGGGAACCAACAGCAUCGCAGGAGUGUACCUGCAGUCCACCAAGGAGACACUGAGUAUCUAUGAAGCUAAACAACGAGCCCUACUGACCCCUGGAACUUCACUGGUUCCUGAGGCCCAAGCUGCCACUGGUUUUGUUAUCGACCCAGUGAACAACAAGAAACUCUCAGUAGACGAAGCUGUAGACCAAAGGUAGUUGGCAAUGAGUGGGCAAAAACUGCUCUCGGCAGAAAGAGCUGUAACAGGAUACAAAGAUCCCUACACUGGAGACAUCAUCUCUUUGUUCCAGGCCUUGAAGAAAGAUCUCAUCGUGAAAGAUCAUGGAAUUCGUCUCCUUGAAGCACAAAUUGCCACAGGAGGCAUCAUUGACCCCGUCCACAGUCACAGAGUGCCUGUACAGGUGGCAUACCAAAGAGGUUACUUUGAUGAAGAAAUGAACCAGAUUCUGUCUGAUCCUGAUGAUGACACCAAGGGCUUCUUUGACCCCAACACCCAUGAGAACCUCACCUAUCUCCAGCUGGUGGAGAGGUGUGUCACUGAUCCCAUCACAGGCCUAAGUUUACUGGUCAUCGUGAAGAAAGGAGAGUUUUAUUUCUUUGUUGAUGAGGCUACAAAGCUCAUUCUGAAAUCUACAACAACAACCAGAGCAGGAGGGAAAUACCAAGGAAAGACUGUGUCUCUGUGGGAUCUGCUUUUCUCCAAAUACAUCACUGAGGAGAGGAGGAGAGAGCUUGUGCAACAGUACAAGUCUGGAUCAAUCACAGUUGAACGCUUCAUGGAAAUGAUCCUGACCAUCAUCACACAACAGACAACAACAACCUCAUCUUCAACAACUGUCACGUGCCAACCUCCAGAAACCAAAGUGGACAGCAGCAGCACAAAAACUACCAUGACCACGACCACAAUCACAGAGUCAAGUCAACUUCCACAGUUCCAUGGAAUCCGGAAGGAUGUCACUGCUAGUGAGCUGCUUGAAUCCAAAAUCAUCACUGAGGACCUCUACAAAAGUCUUAAGACUGGAACAGUCACAGUGACAGAAAUUACUGAAAUGGACUCAGUGCGUAAGUACCUCGAGGGAACCAACAGCAUCGCAGGAGUGUACCUGCAGUCCACCAAGGAGACACUGAGUAUCUAUGAAGCUAAACAACGAAGACUACUGACCCCUGGAACUUCACUGGUUCUCCUGGAGGCCCAAGCUGCCACUGGUUUUGUUAUCGACCCAGUGAACAACAAGAAACUCUCAGUAGACGAAGCUGUAGAACAAAGAGUAGUUGGCAAUGAGUGGGCAAAAAAACUGCUCUCGGCAGAAAGAGCCGUCACAGGAUACAAAGAUCCCUACACUGGAGACAUCAUCUCUUUGUUCCAGGCCUUGAAGAAAGAUCUCAUCGUGAAAGAUCAUGGAAUUCGUCUCCUUGAAGCACAAAUUGCCACAGGAGGCAUCAUUGACCCUGUCCACAGUCACAGAGUGCCUGUACAGGUGGCAUACCAAAGAGGUUACUUUGAUGAAGAAAUGAACCAGAUUCUGUCUGAUGCUGAUGAUGACACCAAGGGCUUCUUUGACCCCAACACCCAUGAGAACCUCACCUAUCUCCAGCUGGUGGAGAGAUGUGUCACCGAUCCCAUCACAGGCCUAAGUUUACUCUCCUUGCGCAAGUGAAGGAAAGAAAACCAACAACUUUUUUUGUUCGCAUUUCUGAGCAAAUCGUACUUAUUUCACUUUGCUGUUACUACUUUUUUGAUAAGAAAUACAUUUCAGUGUAUGUCUUUUAAGGCUUUAGUUAUUGUUGAGUUUAUGACGUCCCUACUGAAAGAAACUGUAUAUGGAUACUGUUGUGCUGAAAACCUUUCUUGGUUGGAAAAUAGAGAAAGAAAUGCACUCUAAACAUUUUUCUAUCAUAUUAUAGGAAUAUGAUGAGUACUAUUGUACCUUUGAGGUUGUAUUCACAAAACCAGGGCUGUGAUACUGACUCCAAAUAGGACUUUAGCCUCUAUUAAACUGACCUGUGUUAAUCUGAUAUCAAUAGACAGUGAAUCUCUCAUAACGUGUAGGAAGUACAUUCCACACAUCGAUUGUUUUAACACUCUUUGUUACAGCUGUGUUCAAAAAAGCUCUUUUAAAGUGUUAAUGAACAUUGAAAAGUUGUGGCCUUGAUCUUUUUGGGUUUUCAAUCUGUUUUAUGGAAUUCUGAUUUCCUUUGAUCACACACAAGUUGCAGUAACUGUGCGAACAAACUGUGACAAGACUAUGACACUUUGCUUUUCCCUGUUGUCUUAUAUUUGUUGGAACUAUGUCCUUGAGAAUUUUUACAAUGAGAAUGUUUUACAGUAAGUGGACAAAAAUAUGUUGUAUUUCCUUGGUAAGUGAAAAUAUGAGAACUUUAAAUUCAGCUUCUCUGCGUCUGCAUUGACUUGCAAUCAUUUUCAAGAUUUUCAUUAUUGUAAAAACUUUGACUGUGUGGCCCAAUAAACGAGAUACGACAACUA